Molecule: messenger RNA, 282 nt
Organism: Alternaria burnsii
Lineage: Eukaryota; Fungi; Ascomycota; Dothideomycetes; Pleosporales; Pleosporaceae
Exons: 1
Coding region: 1-282 (93 amino acids)
Source: RefSeq, a predicted model, not a curated record
AUGAUGUUGAGCAAUCUAUUCACAAUGUUAAGCCUCAGUAGAUUGCACUUGCGGACACACGAUACCUACAAAUGCGAACCUUGCGAUGCAUAUUUUCAAGACAGCAAGGAUGCUAGAAAGGAUCUAGAACGACACAAGCAGACCAAAGCGCAUCGAAAAAAGCUUGGUCUAGACACUGGUUCCUCGCCGUUCGUGUGUCCGGUUGAGUGGUGCGCAAAGAGUAUGCCACGCAAGGACAAUAUGAAUCGGCAUAUCAGAUCUCAGCACCCUGGUCAUGGGUAA